Messenger RNA from Penicillium canescens, 1560 nucleotides. RefSeq names its product VIT and vWA domain-containing protein. The record is from RefSeq and is a predicted model, not a curated record. The coding region runs from base 1 to 1560 and encodes 519 amino acids. NCBI's taxonomy places the organism in Eukaryota, Fungi, Ascomycota, Eurotiomycetes, Eurotiales, Aspergillaceae. The transcript has a single exon.
AUGGAUGUCAUCGACAGAUUCGAAUCUGGGCUCUUUGUCCACCAGCUGAACGUGAAUCCAGGAUUUAUCCCGCCCUCACAACCUUCAAAGGGUAAACGAAAAUAUGAUCCUGCUGAUCGAUCUAUCGCACUGCCAACCCCCAGUCUGGAGUCUAGUCAAGAAACCCCUCUCCCACUGCUGAGCGUCUCCAUUGAUGUUGACCUCAACGGAACACUCUCCACCACCAAGGUCACUCAGAAAUUCACCAACGCCGCUGCCAGCGCCGCGCAAAACGCUCGAUAUUUGUUCCCCAUAUACAAUGGGUCCGUCGUUACCUCCUUUAAGUGCUGGAUCGGCCCCGAUAAGCUGCUUGAAGGGGACGUCAAGCCCAAGGAAGUUGCGCGUGCGGACUUCCAGCAAGCAGUCUCACGACACAAAGCAGCUGUGCUGGUUGAAGAGGUGACCCCAGAGAUCUUUGAAACAAACCUGGGAAAUAUUCCUGCGCAGACAACUGUCAGGGUUGAGAUCGCUUACACCGGUCUUCUGAAAGUGGACAUCAGCACGGGAGGGCUAGUUCUCAAUAUCCCGACCUCUGUUGCGCCGCGAUAUGGAAGUGCCCCGGAAGAGUACAGUGCAGCCGAUCCUCUACCCACCGAAGGUCUGCGGAUCAGUAUCCACGCGUCGAUGCCAGCAGCUAUCCGCAAGAUGGAGUCGGGUACACACCCUAUCUCAGUUGAGAUCGGAGCAGUCUCCCACCAGAGCUUCCAGACCUUCGCCGCAGGGGCUUCAUCAGAGACGUUCGACCCUUCCAAAGCACGCGCCAACCUGGCAGAUAGAUCAGCAGUUCUCCAUCGAGAUUUUGUCUUAUUUAUCAUCCUUUCGAGCCCGAGGGAGUUUAUGCAGUCGCAAGCCGUUGCCACUUCACAACCCGAAAUUCCCGGUCGGUCCACGGUUGCCAUAACAAUAAACCCCGGAAAUCUCUUCCUGCAAAUGGUCAAUCCUGACGACUUCAACGGCGAGAUCAUCUUCAUGGCCGAUAGAUCCGGCUCCAUGGAAAGAAACAUCCCCUCAUUGAUCGAUGUGAUGAAUGUUUUCCUGAGGAGUCUUCCCCAGCAGUGCUCCUUUAACAUUGCUUCUUUCGGCUCAAGUGUUUCGUGGUUGUGGCCUGUUUCAAAAGUCUAUAACCAGGAUCAGCUAGAUAUCGCGACCCAGCAUGUUGCAGCGUUCCAAGCAAAUCUCGGGGGUACGGAGAUCUUGUCUGCUCUACAGAGUGUGCUCCACUACCAUGACAAAAGGCUUGAUGUUCCAACGAACGUGAUACUGCUAACGGACGGGGAAGUGUGGGAUGUGGAUCAAGUGAUUCGAUUCGCGAAAAAUACCGCUUCAGACCGCAAUGUGAACAUAAGAUUCUUUGCGCUUGGUAUCGGUGAUCGCGUAUCUCAUCGAUUGGUUGAGGGUAUUGGACAACAGGGCGGUGGAUGUGCAGAGAUCGUCGCAGAGUCUUCCCCGGGGUCAUGGCAAGGUAGAGUGAUCCAGAUGUUGAAGGCGGCGUUGACGCCCCCCGUCUGCGGUGCGAGGUAG